Puntigrus tetrazona (Sumatra barb) is the source of this 5664-nucleotide messenger RNA. RefSeq names its product dystrobrevin, beta b (gene dtnbb). Gene Ontology annotation, molecular function: zinc ion binding. Gene Ontology annotation, biological process: synaptic signaling. The record is from RefSeq and is a predicted model, not a curated record. Gene Ontology annotation, cellular component: synapse; plasma membrane. Lineage: Eukaryota; Metazoa; Chordata; Actinopteri; Cypriniformes; Cyprinidae.
GUAGGCUAUAUCUUAAGUAACUUUUUUAAAAAUCUAUUUCUUAAAAAUCUAUCACUUACCUGCUGUAGCAGGCUACAUCUCGGACUGCAUGGUCUUAAAAAGCAAAAUAACAAUUUAAAAAAUGCGUCUUUGAGGUAAACACAAGCAUACACGGGAGGUAUAGUCACUAGGCGUAUCUGAGCGAGCACAUUACAUAAAACAAACUAACAGCUUAGUGAUAAUCGUGCGCGUGCAGAGCAGUAGGGUUGACGGGAAAGGCAGGAGUGCUCUGCUGUCCUCUGCUGUUGGCUGGCGCUCAGAGAAGCGCUCGUGCUGCAGUUCCUACAAGACCGAAUCAAACGGAACGGUAACCACGGCACAAACAUGACGGCGGGGGAGCGCGGCGCCAGCGAACUGCGGAUCACCGGGUCGCUAUUUGUCAGCCUGUAUUAAAAAAAGGAAAAAAAAGUGAAACGAAUGAGGCGCGAUGAAGACGGUGAUGAAGAUGAUACGCCAGGAAUCAAGCGCGAGACCGUCGAUCGCUCCCCUCGGAUGCUGAUGAUGGUCAGGCGACCUGCGUGAUUUCCUCCCGCUGGAGCUUCGUGGUUCCUUCGCAUCACCUUAUCUGAGUCCCAGCCAACCUGACAGAAUGAUCGAAGAGGGAAGUAAAAGCAGCAAGUCCAUGGUGGAGAAGAGACAGCUCUUCAUGGAGAUGAGGGCACAAAACUUUGAUGUUAUUCGCCUGUCGACAUAUAGGACGGCAUGUAAGCUACGUUUUGUUCAGAAACGAUGCAACCUUCAUCUGGUGGACGUGUGGAACAUGAUUGAAGCUUUCCGUGAUAAUGGGCUUAGCACGUUAGACCACAACGCGGAAAUUAAUGUGUCACGCCUGGAGACCAUUUUGUCCUCCAUCUUCUACCAGCUCAACAAGCGGCUGCCCACCACCCACCAGAUAAACGUGGAGCAGUCAAUCGGCUUGCUGCUAAACUUCAUCGUGGCCACUUAUGACAGUGAAGGCCACGGGAAACUCACAGUGUUUGCUAUGAAGGCAAUGCUAGCUACCAUGUGUGGCGGUAAAAUACUGGACAAAUUACGUUAUAUAUUUUCGCAGAUAUCUGACUCAAAUGGGGUGAUGGUCUUUGCCAAAUUUGACCAGUUCCUGAGGGAAGUCUUGAAGCUCCCCACGGCGGUGUUCGAGGGGCCGUCGUUUGGCUACACCGAGCACUCUGUGAGAACAUGCUUUCCUCAGCAGAAGAAGAUCUUGCUGAAUACGUUUUUGGAUGUGUUGAUGGCAGAUCCACCCCCGCAGUGCCUCGUAUGGCUACCUCUCAUGCACCGACUCGCUAAUGUAGAGAAUGUCUUCCAUCCAGUGGAAUGUUCUUAUUGCCGGAGUGAGAGCAUGAUGGGUUUCCGCUACCGCUGCCAGCAGUGCCAUGGCUACCAGCUUUGUCAGAGCUGCUUCUGGCGUGGUCAUGCCAGCGGUCCCCAUAGCAACCAGCACCAGAUGAAGGAGCACUCCUCGUGGAAGUCCCCUGCAAAAAAGCUCAGCCAUGCCAUCAGUAAAUCUCUGGGCUGCAUGCCGAUCGGAGAGCCGCCUCACCCUGUGUUCCCAGAGGCAUCGGAAAGACCUCAGGACCUCGCACACACCACUCGGCUGAGGCCAGUGGCCGACGACAUGAACGAUACGGUUCUCAUUUCCUCCGGGGCGCCCACACCUUCAAAAAGCACUCUUGAGAGUCCCAGCAGACUGGAUGAAGAGCAUCGUCUGAUCGCGCGAUAUGCUGCUCGUCUGGCAGCGGAGGCCAGCAACUCCACCCAAUGCCCUCCAACUGAUCUGAGUUUCAACUUUGACGCUAAUAAGCAACAGAGACAGCUCAUUGCAGAACUAGAGAAUAAAAACAGGGAGAUCCUGCAGGAAAUCCAGCGUCUGCGUCUAGAACAUGAACAGGCUUCUCAACCCACUCCAGAGAAAGCCCAGCAGAACCCCACUCUACUGGCGGAGCUACGACUGCUGCGGCACAGAAAAGACGAGUUGGAGAGGCGCAUGUCGGCCCUGCAGGAGAGCAGGAGAGAACUGAUGGUCCAGCUGGAAGGUCUUAUGAGGCUGCUGAAGGAUGAAGAGCAGAAACAGGCGGCUCAGACAGGGAGUUCGCCCCAUUCAUCUCCCAGCCACAGUGCCAGCUGCACCAUGCCAAUGCCCAUCCGCUCCACCUCAGCCGGCUACCCCACACACACGCCACAGGACUGCCUGGCAGGGGUCGGGGAUGACGUGCUGGAUGCCUUCUCUCAGGGUGUACCAAGAAAUCUCCGUAAUGAUCUUUUAGUGGCUGCAGACUCCAUCACAAACACCAUGUCGUCACUAGUGAAAGAACUUCACUCAGUGGAUGACGGUUUGGAGGAAGAGGAGGAGAACAUGCGAAAUGGAAGAGAGAAGGCUGAGUCAGAGUAAAAGAAUAUAGAAUAUUUCAUUGUCAUCGCUGAAGCAUUCUGGGAAAAGGCACCCCACCCCUUCAUUCUAAGCCCCAGGAACGAAGCGGCGGCAUCAAAGGCUCUCUGGCAUUCGGCACACAGACAAAUGCAUGCUCUUCCCCAACAGGGUUUCACUAUGUGAAACAAACUCUUCAUCACACCUUGCACAGAGCAAGUUGUAUUUAAUAGGAAGUAUAUAAAUAUAAAUAUAUAUAUAUAUAUAUAUAUAUAUAUAUAUAAAUAUAGCUCUAUGUCUAUCUGUAUAAACCCAUUGUUAUCACAUUACCCAUGAGAAUGGCUUGUUUGUGCUUUCUUAAAAAACCUUUUGUGAUUACUACUCUCUGAAACGAACGCACUGUGCAUCUUCACGACGUCACUCAAAUCGAUCUAUGCUGUAGCUAUUUUUCCAGGCGUUCCCCACACAGGAAGCUUUUUUAGUGAUUUCUUUGUGUUUUGAUGCAUGGAAUGGCUCUACUGGAUAGGUGGAGAGGGCUCGUAUUUGCUCUGCAUGUGACAUUUAUUCUGACCGACUCCGAGCGAUGCCUGCUCCGUCGCUCUUCUGCUCAUCGAACUGCUGCUUCUGCAUCACACUUCUGCAUCCGAAAAGCCACCAUAUAUCAGGGACGUCUCGUAGAGCCCGCGGCCUGCCUGGGAUUUCCGCUACCGUGUUAAGUUCAGCCCCGUCGUUGUGGCCGUCGUUUUAGCGCUUCGGUAUCGCCUCUUAGUUUAGAGUACCGCAUACGCAUCUCUCUGUAUUUUUGGAGAGCAUAAAAGGGACUUUAAUGGAAUACGGAUGUAUGUUUUCCGUGUAUCCAUAAACCAGCUUAGCCAGCCAUCUUUGAGUGCACACGUCUCUGUAAAAGUUACUUCAAAAGCUUUAUUGAGUUCAGUUAUUGUGUACACUCGUGUGAAAUAAAUGAAACCAGUGCUCAGGGACUGUCGAGGGAGGAACGUGGUAGCAACGCUUGUGAACAAAUGGGUGGAAUUUGCUUUGACACCACAAAGGUCAAAUGUCAAAGAUUAGCACAGGUCAUAAAAACUUUAUGGGACGGCUGAGUGUAGAAAAAAGGACUGUUGUGUGGAUGCCCAUCUCUGCCGCAUAAGAAAAAAAAUGCUUGGUAAUUCUGAAUUAUGGCAUGCUAAGUCGUAACUGUUUGAUAAAAAGUCAAAACUACUCCAUAAAGAGUUCAAAUGACGAGGUAACAGCCACAAUUAUGAGUUGAAAUUAUGAGGCACAAUGUAAUUAUGACAAUUCGACGUUAAGAUUAAAGUCCUGUCAUUCAGUUAUGCUAUAAAAGCACGAAAAAUAGUACAAAUAAGUCUUACAUAAGACAUAACUGUGACAUGCAAUGAUUUGAAAGGAUGGCAUGCCAUAGCUAUGAGAUAAAAAGUCAAAUCUACGUCACAAAAAGUCAGAAUUACGAGAUUAAGUUUAAAAUUAUAACGUAAAUUAAUAAGAAUUACGACGGGUUAAAAAUGGCAUGAGUACAGUUGUCAUAAAAGCAUAAAAAAAGGAUAAAAACAAAAAGAUUCUAACAUAAAACAACUAUGACAAAAAGUCAGAAAAUGGAUUCAAAUUAUAGUCAGAAAUUAAAAUCAAGACAUAAUCCGGUGGAGAUUGACACACUAAGGCAUAAAUAUGAGAUCAAAUUCAAAAUGAUGUGAGUGAAACUGACAAAGUAAUUAUGAGAUAAAACUCUAAAACUAUGAGAAAAAGUCGUGACCGACAAAAGUUAGACUUUUUAUCUCAGAAUUUCUGUAUUUCUCAUAAUUAUGAUUUAGUAUAUCAUAAUUUUGUCUUUUUUUUCUUAUGUGAAUGUAUGGCUUCCACAGUGCUGCGCAUCAGACGCGGACACGCCGUUAUAGGAAGAAGACGUGCAUAGCGUCUAAAGCUUUACUGUCGAGAGGAACGGAGUUUGACUUACUGUACUUGAAUCAGAAGGAAUUCAGGUUCAAUAAUUACAUUUAUCUAAUUAUUAUAAGUAUGUAACUGUGUUAUACUUGUGAUUCGUCCUUUGUUAGUUUGGUUUCAAAUACGAAACAGUAACCAUUAUUUAAAAAAAACAAACAAAAAAAAACAUUUUGUUUAUGACUGCUAACAUCUGAAUGUUAAAUUAGAUAAAUCCAGUUUAAAGUGAGUUUUGGUGUAGAAUAUUAAGAUUCUUUGACGUUCACGAGGGGUCACUAGCUGAAACGAUUCGUUCGCUGUUUAUUACUUUUCUAAAACGCUUGUAAUUCUGCAUAAGGAAGUCUUUUGGACGGCUAACAUGAACAGUGAGGUCUCGUUCAGUGUGUCACACUGGGAAAAAAAAAAAGCGUUGCUUUUGUUAUAGUGAGUGCAAUCAUAUAGAUUUGCUUUUUCAAAUCGAGAUUUUACAUAUCAUAACGCUUGUUCCGUGUUUCAAAGAAAGGGAUAUACAAUGUAGUCGGGAAUUUAUCGUUAUCGUUUAAGCUUGGACGGCGGCGUGUGAAAUAUACUCAGAUGGCAAGUUUGAAAGUUUGGUUAUGUUACGACAUUCGCUACAAAUAUGAAUGCAAUCUUCUGAUGUAGGUGUGUGCCUAGAUGUACUGUAUAAAGUGCUGUAAAAAAAAAUUAAAAUAUUCCGCACAUGUGCAAGUCAGCCCUUAGAUAGGAGUUUUAGUAUGUGACUUAGUCGGAAUGCAGUCAUUAUUUACCUGUGAUCUUUGGAAAAAAAAAAAUAUAUUGUUCUGCCUUUAAAAGUUGUGCCAAACUGUUUGCCAACCUGUAGUGUGUCCUUUAGGUAUCUGUUCUGUGUAUUUGUGCGUGUUAAACCACAAUUUAUUGAUUAUGAAUUUACCGAAGCAGUCCACCGAGAGGGUAACUAAUAACGGGGUGCCUUAAAUGGUUGAAACACAAUACAGUUUAAGCGGAAGGAACCCGGCUUGAAAUCAAUUUCAAGCAUCGUUGCGAAUUUAUACGUUACAGAUGGCCCUCCAGCGGAGGACCUCCUAUGUUAUCAAAAGUUAGACGAAACAAUAUUUCAAAGACGAAAAUCCGCAACAUCAGGUUUUCAUUUCUUUGACAACGCGUGAUUCCAAACUGUCGGUCGAAGCUACAAACACCGUUUAAUCCUUUCAUUUGAUGGUUUUGCUGCUGUGUACAAUCAUUGAUUGCAAUGGUUUACGUCCAUAUUUGCGUUUACGUCACCCCUAUGUCUUUUUGUAUACUAUUAAAGGGUAAAAUAUAUGAAAAAA